This is a messenger RNA of Eupeodes corollae, 1271 nucleotides long. RefSeq names its product probable methyltransferase-like protein 15 homolog. The record is from RefSeq and is a predicted model, not a curated record. The coding region runs from base 52 to 1134 and encodes 360 amino acids. Lineage: Eukaryota; Metazoa; Arthropoda; Insecta; Diptera; Syrphidae. Gene Ontology annotation, molecular function: rRNA (cytosine-N4-)-methyltransferase activity. The transcript has a single exon. Gene Ontology annotation, biological process: rRNA base methylation.
ACGUCAAAAAAUUAACAUAGUUCAUUCUAAUUACAUCAAAACAAAAAUAAAAUGCUUCCUAGAAAUAAAUUAUUUAAAAGAACAAAUUUAAGUGCCAUACGAAACAUACUGCAAUACACAAAUGCUGCUACAACUGAAACCCGAUCCCCAGCCCAUAUCCCAGUGUUAUUUGAAGAAACAAUAAACUUCCUAAAUGCAGGCCCAUCCAAGGUAUUUAUUGAUAUGACUUUCGGUGCUGGUGGUCAUAGUCGGGGGAUCCUACAAAAAGCGCCAGAUGCCACCAUCUACGCCCUAGAUCGAGAUCCAAUUGCUCAUGAUCACUCAAAGCAGUUGGCUGCCGAAUAUCCUGAUGGACAAAUCAUCCCACUGCUUGGCAAGUUCUCCGAUCUACCUCAGCUUCUGAAAGAACGCAAUAUCAAACAGGGCACCUUCGAUGGAAUCGUAUUCGAUUUGGGUGUAUCUUCGAUGCAAUUCGACGAGUCGGAACGUGGUUUUUCUUAUUCGAAGAACGCCUUCCUGGACAUGCGGAUGGGUCAUGAACAAAUCACUGCCGCUGAGCUUUUAGCUAAAAUCGACGAACCCGAUUUGGCUAAGAUUCUUCGAGUGUAUGGUGGAGAAAAAGCUGCCAAACGAAUUGCCCGAACCAUCGUUGAGUCACGAUCUGCGUUCGGUAAGACCGAAACAACCCAACAACUAGCCGAAUUGGUGGCAUCAAGUGUUUCACAAACAUAUCGCCUGAAUAAGCUACAAAGACGCUCCCACAUAGCAACACAAACAUUUCAAGCCAUUCGAAUAUUCCUGAAUAAUGAAUUGAACGAAAUCAACUAUGGCAUGAUUCUUGCACAGAGGUAUUUGAAGAAGGGCGGUCGACUUGUUAUCAUAACUUUCCAUUCUCUGGAAGACACCAUUGUGAAGCGACACAUAAAUGGUAAUAUAAUUGAGGGCAUGGCCAAUCCAGUUCCUUUGAAGUACAGCGGACAUGAUUUAAUACACGAUCAGGAUGUAAUGGAAUCGUUGGCGGAGAAAACCUGGAGACAAUUGCAUAAACGUGUGAUUGUGUCCUCGGAGAAGGAAAUUGCCGAGAAUGCCAGAAGUCGUUCGGCUAAGUUGCGAGCUGUUGAAAAAGUAAAUUAGAGAAAGACUAAUUUAAACAGUUCGAAGAGGGCAACAACCUCAAGUACAUAAAUCGUAUCAAGUGUUGUAAUUUGAGAAAUCAAACAAAAAGAAAAGUUUGUAAAUAAUGAGUAUUUAAAAUAGAGUAGAAAAUAUUG